AUGCCAACUUCCACCGCGAACUGGCACUGGAAAAACAAAAAUGUCACACCAUGGGCAAAGGAAUGGUUCCAGCGAGAGCUGACAGCUAUCGUGAUCGAAGGGACCGAGGGAAACGUCGCGAUUUCUUCUGUGAGGAUCGACGAAGGUGAUGUCGAGCUCGGUCAGCGCAAGUCUAAGUUGAUCACGAUAUAUGACAUUCCUAUCAGGGUAGAUUGGCAAGGGGCCACGAGUGAUGGAACAAAUGUAACUGGGAAACUCAGUAUUCCAGAAGUCUCGCAUGAAAUCACGCUGGAUAAGCUGUCUGACUAUGUUUACAACUGGACGCUCGACACUGCUUCUAGUCCCGCUGUGAAUGCGCUCUUCGCUUUCGUGAGGACGCGUCUUCCACCCGCUCUCGAGGCCAAGUUUGCCGAGUUCCCUGCAGCUCUCAUUGAUACUCAUGGAAAGGACCUUACUGUCAGCGGUGAAGCUAGCCGCACAGGUACACCAGCUCCUUCUAUCAGCGCAUCUGUUGCGACGGCCGCAUCAGCAUCUACGACCGUUCCAAAACCUGCCCCGGUCAAAGAGGUUCAAAUGAACACGUCCAGUGUGGUCAAGGAAGCGACGUUUAUGGCUGCUGCAGAUGAUCUUUUCGGGCUCUUCACGGACGAAAAGAGAAUUCCUUCCUGGACCCGUGCACCGGCUCAGUCUGCAGCGCAAGUAGACACUGAGUACUCGUUGUUUGGUGGUGGUGUCAAGGGCAAGUACGUGUCACUGACGCUAGGCAAGGAGAUUGUGCAGACUUGGGCUUUGCAAAGUCCUACGUGGCCAUCAGGGCACUUUGCGACUUUGACAACGACUUUUGAGCAGUCUUCUGAUUCGACGAAAGUGAGGUUUACUCUUGAUGGUGUGCCGAAAGGCAUGGAAGACGAAAUUACGAGGAAUUUGGAGGGAUACUAG
Molecule: messenger RNA, 939 nt
Organism: Suillus clintonianus
Lineage: Eukaryota; Fungi; Basidiomycota; Agaricomycetes; Boletales; Suillaceae
Product: activator of Hsp90 ATPase
Exons: 5
Coding region: 1-939 (312 amino acids)
Biological process (GO): protein folding; positive regulation of ATP-dependent activity
Cellular component (GO): cytosol
Molecular function (GO): protein-folding chaperone binding; ATPase activator activity
Source: RefSeq, a predicted model, not a curated record